Molecule: messenger RNA, 1599 nt
Organism: Vollenhovia emeryi
Lineage: Eukaryota; Metazoa; Arthropoda; Insecta; Hymenoptera; Formicidae
Gene: S2P
Product: membrane-bound transcription factor site-2 protease
Exons: 6
Coding region: 107-1594 (495 amino acids)
Biological process (GO): membrane protein intracellular domain proteolysis; regulation of response to endoplasmic reticulum stress
Cellular component (GO): cytoplasm; membrane
Molecular function (GO): protein binding; metalloendopeptidase activity
Source: RefSeq, a predicted model, not a curated record
UGUGCGUGACUUUUAAUAACAUUUCGUUCAGACGCAGUGAUGUAGUUGAUGUGGUGAUACGCGAGGCGGACCGGCACCCGGAAUUCAAGCUGACAUAGGCAAAAAAAUGGAUGCCCUGAGCGUGUUAAUCGUGAUUGCUCUGAUGCAUUGCUCACUAUUCUUUUUUGAUACGCUUUUCAAGUCCUGCUCGCACUUCCCGUACCUCUACUUCCUGGAGAACACCGGCCUGGAGAUACAGAUAUUGAGGGUGAAAUUGUUCACGACCGCCUUCAAUCGUAAAAUAAUAAAAUGGGGCAUGGACCGCUCCAGGUUUUGGACCGCCUGGUUCAACGCAGGUGUCAUCAUAAGCAUUGUACUCUUGCCAAUAGCCAUUGUCAUUAUCUUGAAGAUGACGUUUAACAUGUGGCUAGCCGGAUCCUCGAACGACGCCGGUUCAGGAGCUGUAUUAGAACCCAUGUUACCAGGCGUGGAUAUUCCUUUCAAUGAAAUUGGCUAUUACGUAACGACGCUAGCAAUAUGUAGUAUAAUUCACGAGUUAGGGCAUGCCCUUGCCGCAGCGAGAGAAGACGUACAGCUGUUCGGGAUAGGAAUGAUGAUUGUUUUCGUAAUUCCAAUAGCUCACGUGCACAUAAGCAAUGAACAAUUAGUUGCAUUACCAUUGAGAAAUCAAUUACGUAUUGUGUGCGCGGGAAUUUGGCAUAACGUUAUUCUUGCUACAGUAGCCGCAGCAAUUCUCGUGUUUUCCACAUGGCUGUGGGCACCGUUUUAUAGCAUCGGCUCUGGGGUCUACGUGAAGACUAUUCUACCUAAUUCACCCGCGUUAGGACCAUCUGGUCUUUUGGAACGCGAUGUGAUAUACAAGUUAAACAAUUGCCCCGUAAAGAACGGCGAGGAUUGGUACGAUUGUAUGCUGCACGCGGUGCAGCAUUCUGCGCCUGGCUAUUGCGUCAAGCAAUCAUUUAUGCAGGACUACGACGAGUCAGUUCCAGCUAAGCAGAAAACAAACGGUGCUGUGAACUGUUGUACGCCCGACAGCGAAAUAAAUGGCAAUCUGUGCUUCGAAUAUAUCGAAGGACCGCAGACCGCGCCUCUUCAUUUACCUCCGCAUUCUUGCCUUCCAGUAAGGACGAUGCUUAAUCAGUCGCAAAACUUCUGUCAAACUAGUCACGAAUGUUUGUCUCAUGAUACUCAUUGUAUGAGACCUUCUCUGGACAAUGUGACAAAGAUCAUACAAAUAAAAAGGAAAAUGGGUAAGGAUGUGUUAUUUGUUGGCCAUCCGGCCGACAUUUACAGGACUGUUGACGUGUCGGAUUGGGUGCCAAAGUAUUCCUUCCUGUAUCCCAAGUUACCCGAAUCGUUUGCGCUACUUUGCAAGUACAUCACGGUAUUUUCAGCAGGGAUGGCAAUUAUUAACGUUGUGCCUUGCUUCUUUAUGGAUGGUCAAUACAUUCUAAAUAUAGUUGUACUUUAUUUAUUGAACUCCAUCCCACAUAAUAAAAAUAUCAGAGAAAGCACAGUACUUACAAUAACAAGUAUAGGUACAUUACUUCUUAUAACCAACUUAAUGUAUUUGUUUAUGAAUAAAUUAUUGUAAGUUAA